Spathaspora passalidarum NRRL Y-27907 is the source of this 1293-nucleotide messenger RNA. RefSeq lists its product as uncharacterized. Gene Ontology annotation, cellular component: intracellular anatomical structure. The record is from RefSeq and is a predicted model, not a curated record. Gene Ontology annotation, molecular function: oxidoreductase activity, acting on NAD(P)H, oxygen as acceptor. Lineage: Eukaryota; Fungi; Ascomycota; Pichiomycetes; Serinales; Debaryomycetaceae. Bases 324 to 1187 code for a protein of 287 amino acids. The transcript has a single exon.
AUGUGCAAAAUAACCGAAUGGAAAAACCUGAGACAUUGCUGGUGUGUGUUAUCGUGAGUGGAAUCGGUGGAGUGGUGGAUGGAUAGUGGGGUAGGUAGAGCAGUGGAGUGGUGGAGUGGUGGAACAGUGGUGGAGCAGUGGAGUGGUGGAGCAAGUGGAGGAUAAUAUCUGCAGUUUCUAUUUCGCAGCCAAAAUAUCAGGUUAACGACUGGAAUAAUCUGGCAAGAAAACAAAUUCUCAGCUAUAAAUUUGAUCAACAAACCAACAUGUCUCUACAAUCCAAAGGCUAAAUUUUCUAACAUAUUCUAAACUUAAUUAUCAAAAUGGCCCCCACGACUACUCAGGAAACUCCAAUUGUAUCUUACAUUUCGGAAGAAUUCACCGAUGAACUUCCAAGAGAAUCACCACCAAAACGUCACAUCAUGGACUUGCUUUCAUUAAAAGGUAAAGUUGCUGUUGUAACUGGUGCUUAUAGAGGAAUCGGAUAUGCCAUUGCAGAAACAUAUGCUGAAGCAGGUGCCACUGUUAUUCUUGUUGAUUAUGUGGACUGUACUAACGAAGCAGUGAAAUUAGGAUUACAACAUAAAGUCAUUGCCAAGGCAUAUCAAUGCGAUGUUCUGAAAUCUUAUGAUGUUGAUGCUACUAUUGAAGCCAUUGAGUUUGACUUUGGUACUAUUGAUAUUUUUGUUGCUAAUGCAGGUAUCAUUUGGAAAACUGGGAAUAUUGUUGCUGAGGUUAACCAAGAUGGUUCCACUUGGCACAAGCUUAUGGAUGUUAAUUUACAUGGUGUUUAUUAUUGUGCUCAAUCAAUCGGUAAAAUCUUUCAAAGAAAAGGCAAGGGUUCAUUUAUUAUCACUGCUUCCAUGUCAGGAACUAUUGCCAAUGUUCCAAUGAAUUUAACCCCUUAUAAUGUUAGUAAAGCUGCCGUCAAACACUUUGCUAAAUCCUUAGCUGUUGAAUGGGCUGGUUUUGCUAGAGUUAAUUCAAUAUCUCCUGGGUAUUGUGAUACUGGGCUUAAUGACCACUUAUCGAGAGAAUAUCGAGGAAAGAUGUGGUCGUUGAUUCCUGCAGGAAGAGAAGCUUUGCCUUAUGAAAUUGCAAGUGCCUACUUAUAUUUGGCCUCAGAUGCUGCCUCUUAUGUCACUGGCUCUGAUUUUAUUAUUGAUGGAGGUUAUACAUGUAUCUGAUGAUGCAAAUUUUUGACAAGCUCUUUUUAUCGGUUUUCUUCUUUUUCUAGUAUUAUUUGAAAUAAAUGUUCACUAUGCCGAAACAAAUAUACUUGCGAGUACUUGC